Messenger RNA from Sinocyclocheilus grahami, 726 nucleotides. Its product is annotated as probable RNA-binding protein 18. The coding region runs from base 240 to 575 and encodes 111 amino acids. Gene Ontology annotation, molecular function: RNA binding. The record is from RefSeq and is a predicted model, not a curated record. Lineage: Eukaryota; Metazoa; Chordata; Actinopteri; Cypriniformes; Cyprinidae. The transcript has 4 exons.
AUUUCAGUGUUGUGCGUCAUCAGAAGCGGUUGUUAACGUCACUCUCCGGCGCCGUUGUUGAUGUUAUGAAUGCUAAGCUAACUGUCUAACGUUACACUCAAUGUUGUGUCUGACUCGUUCGUGUGGCAGAUUUACGAGAUGAAUUUUAGGCUUUGAGGCAUUGCCACCAAAUUUUGUACACAGUAUCUUUAGUUUAGGUUUAAAGAGCAGAGGAGAGGGACACGAGAGAAGGGAGCCUAAUGCAGUCUGCUGCAGAGACUGUGGAGAAUGCCUCCAUCCUGUCAGGUGGCUCGGCACAGGACGGUCAUCGGCUCUGGAUCGGCAACAUUGACCCUAAAAUCACAGAGUACCACCUAGUGAAGCUCCUGGAGAAGUUUGGCAAAGUGAAGCAGUUUGACUUCCUGUUCCAUAAGUCAGGUCCUCUGGAGGGCCAGCCAAGAGGAUACUGCUUUGUCAACUUCCACACCAAAGAGGAGGCUGAACGGGCUAUUCAGUGUCUGAAUGGAAAAUUGGCACUUUCUAAGAAGUUAGUGGUGCGUUGGGCUCAUGCUCAGGUAAAGGUGGGUAUCGUAUAAGUUGUGGUGUUUGCUUAGACAAUCAUCACUAUUACUAUUGCUCAUACUGUAGGUUAGUUAGGUUAGUAGUUUGUUCAAGUCUCUUACCCUAAGUAACUGUUUUUGCCUUAUGGAGGGCUGCAAAUAAUAAAUUUUUUGGUAACACUUUAGA